UCAUCACGACUCUUGGUAGCAGGCACUUCUCCGUAGUGGGCACUCCACUCAUCGUGUCGUCGUACGGGUUCUCCGCGAGAGGCUGUGGGGCCUGUGCCCGGGCGGGCGAGCAAGCGAGCGAGCGAACGAGCGCGAGCGCGAGCGGGCGAGCGCUGGUCGAGUGGGUCUAAGCGGCCGUGAGGACCUCUCCAGGAGUACCCGACAGAAGUCCUCUCCAUUCAUUCAUCCAUCCAUCCAGCCAGCCAGCCAAGCCAGCCCAGCAAGCCAGCCAGCCAGCCAGGCAGGCAGGCAGCCACCCAGCCAGCCAUCCAUCCAUCCAUCCAUCCAUAGAGCGGCUCUUCUCCUACGGAGAGUGUAUCCUCGACGAAGGUGGAGGCGAAGCGUAGAGUGGUACAUCUACCAUCGUCUCUCUAUCGGCGGAAUCCAAGGACUCGAAGACCCCCGUGUGAUUUCAGUCGGCCGCCGGCCGGCUCUGGCCGGCCACUAUCCUCGACCACGUGUGCAGGGUCGCCGUGUCACCGCGUCCGUAUCCUUCCUCGUCCGUUUCGGAUUUACGUGGAGCGAGACGCAACGACGACGCGAACGGCUUACGUACGUUCACGCCCGACGGUGUCGAGAGAUCCGACGAUUACGGGAGAGCCAUCCGAGUCGGCCGCCGGCCGACCGCGGCCUCGAUUUCUUUCCGGUUAUGUGUGACAGUUCGCCGCGUGCGCCACGUGACCCUGCGUCCCUUCGCCCUUAAUGUCAAUCUUGCGGCGCGAAGAUCCGGAAAGCAACGACACGCGGUGGACGACGAAUAUAUGAGAGAGAAAAUGGAUAAAGUGUGUCCAUCAUCGACGUCAAGUAAAAUACAGUGAGGACGAAGCUCGGGGGUUCGAUAGUCGCCGAGAUUAGAAAGUCGACAGUGUCCGCGGCAUCUCGCGGGUGUGGAAAUUUGUUCUCGCGAUUGCAAGAGCUAUGCGUGCGUUUAAACGUGAUCGGGAUCACGGAAAGAGAAAAGGGGACGAACACCGGCUCGCGGGGAAUGACUGCGGGCUCUACAUCGAUUUCGGGGUCAAACGGCCCCGGUGUUGGUGAAAACGGAAUUAUUAUUAUUUUUUUUUUAUUGUGCGCCCGUGAUCCAUCGUAGUAAUAAGUGAGCGCGUCGACGUACGGGAGUGACUUGUGGCAUUGUGAGAUUAACUAACCCGUGUGUACUGAUUUUCGGUCUCGAGUGAGCGAUCGAGUUCAAGUGACGGUUCAAGUACUUUCGAAACUCCACGGCGAAGAUUCGGGACAUUCGGAUUUCGUGACCCCCAAGGGGUACGACGGUGUCGUGUCGAGGAACACGUUGGCGGCGCGAUCUCGGCGAUCGGCGAUCGGCGAGCGGCACGAGCUAGACGAGAAAGGGCAAGAGAGAGAGAAAGGGAGCAGAGGUAACGUCAUAAUGCGCCGUUGUUACGGCUAGCGCCGGCCUCAUCAUUCCGCGAAGCGCGAGCUUCAAGUACUUCGACGGCGUCGGGCUCGCCGAGAUGAGCGGUGGCAGCGGCGGCGGCGGAAACGGCGGCGGCAAUCAAGGCGGUAAUGGCAACGCCACGACUUAUCAUCAGCAGCAACAACAGCAACAGCAACAGCAGCAGCAGCAGCAGCAACAACAACAACAACAGCAGCAGCAGCAUCAGCAAUCGCUGGAGCAGGCCGGCCUGCUGUCUGACCUCAAUGGGAUCGACCUGGCGAUGAGCCUGUCGCCCAAGCAGCAUUCGUCUCACGUGCAGACUGCUGGCGGUGCCCACACUACGCCCUUCAGCGUCACCGAUAUUCUGUCGCCGAUCGAGGAGUCCUAUCGGAAGCUCGAGCUCGCCGCCGCUGCCGCCGCCGUCGGUGUUGGUGUCGGCGUCGUUACGCAUUCCCAGGGUUCACCUUACGGGAACGCAUGCGGUGCACGGGUGGGUGGUAACACCGGUAGCUCGAGCGCGAGCAGCGGCAGCCCGCCGCUCCACGGCGGUUCGACGCCCGGCGGCAGCACCCCCGGACCGGUUUCCGUUGCCAACGGGGCCGCCCCCGGUGGCGGCGGCGGUAGUGCCGGCGGAGGCAUGAGUGCCAUGGGUAAUCCUUACGCGACUAUGCAGCUCACGUCGCAAUAUCAAUAUUGCGCCGCGGAAUUGUCGCCGUACCAUCACGCCGGGCCCGGCGUGGGCGCCACGGCCACAGCCACGGACCCCAUGAGGUCCCACGCGGUUUCGUCGCACCAUCAUCCGUGGUACGCACCGGCGCCACCAGCCACCAAUGAUCCGCGAUUUGCCAUCUCGCGGCUGAUGGGCGCCGCGGCGGCCGGCGGGACCAACAUGGCCGGUUGCUCGGUGGGCCAGUCGAUGGGCGACAUGACCAAGUCGUCGGGAAUGGGGGUGGGCGUCGGCGUCGGAGUCGGCGUCGGCAUGGGCGUCGGCGCGAUGCAAUUUCCCCUCGCGCAGAGACGGAAGAGACGCGUGCUCUUCACCCAGGCCCAGGUCUACGAGCUCGAAAGGCGAUUCAAGCAGCAAAAGUACCUCAGCGCGCCCGAGCGGGAGCAUCUGGCGUCCUUAAUUCAUCUAACGCCCACGCAGGUGAAGAUAUGGUUUCAAAAUCAUCGGUAUAAAUGCAAGAGGCAAGCAAAGGAAAAAGCUAUGGCCGAGCAAAACGCCCAAAAUCAGGUAAUUACGCAAAUUUCGAAGUCUUGUGUGAACCGCUUCGAAAGUGAAACGUUCGUUGAAUAUAAUAUUACGAAUUUCGCAAAGACGCACCAUUUCGAUGACUUCUACUAUGUCUAAGGAACUAAAUAAACGCCAUUUGUUUGUACUCGUUAAGUGAUACACGCAUAUUGCAUAGUUUAUACAUAAUUUUCAAAUCUAUUUAUUGUCAUGAAAUUAUGUAGAAUAAGAAAUUGAUUCCCACAAGCGGUGAAGAAAUUUAAUUGUUGAAAAAUAAUGCGCUAUGUAUAUUGUUAUAGGUGAUACCGAAGGUAAUAAAGUAUAUUAUAUAAUAUCUAGUAAAAAGUUGUUUUUGGGCUGUUUUGGUCAGAAGAAGUCACACCAAAAUUCGGAUCUCAUAAUCGCCGAUCGAUGCGAUCCGAUGUCAAAACGUGUUAUUUUAUUUGCAUUCGGCAUCGAGUUGCCGUCCGCGUCUUCGGGUCGGUUCCCAGCGAUUUUAAAACAAUGUCGCGUCACCGUAGUGUCGACCGAUCCGAAAUGAAAUGGCUUUAAAUGGAGAAAUAUCGCGGAAGCCGCAUAAAUCCUCGCAUCCGCAUCAUAUUUCGUUUCGAGAGUGCCACUCGACCGCGCGAAACGAUUUUGCAUUUAUUUUGUUAUGUCAUUUGGGAUUUCCGAGGGAUAUAUCGCGCCGUGUGCGCGUGUUCGACAGAACGAUAAAAUUGCUCGCGUUGAGCACGUAAUCACGCGCCCGUCGGCGUUUCACGUGGCUCAAAAAUAUAGCGCGAGAUUACAGAGUCGGGUAAAAUAGCGAAUUUGUGCGCCCGAUGAAAUUCAAUAUUCGCUAUAAUCCGAGUUAAAAAUAGCGCGGGACAUUGAUCGGGAUAAUGUCACGUGUGGAGAUGGAAAUGAAAUCCUUUGGUAUACAUUACUUCCGCAGUUCGAAAGAAGCGAGGCUUUAAUGAGGAACGUAAUGACUUCUCGUAUAAGAGAUUCUUAAAUCGCAAAAUUUUUAAACGGCGGAUUUAUGCAUUAAAUGGAAUUGGAAAUUUGUGUUGAAAAAUUGAAAUUUUUUAUAAUUUGUUAAAAAUGCGUUGGGUAACAUAACAUUGAUCAGGACAGCUUCGUGAUAGAAAUGAAAUGCUUUAAUAUACUUUCGAAGAGGUGGACUCAGUGUGAGAAGAACAACACUUAUAAAAUAAUC
Molecule: messenger RNA, 3867 nt
Organism: Temnothorax curvispinosus
Lineage: Eukaryota; Metazoa; Arthropoda; Insecta; Hymenoptera; Formicidae
Product: homeobox protein Nkx-2.4-like
Exons: 3
Coding region: 1512-2786 (424 amino acids)
Biological process (GO): regulation of transcription by RNA polymerase II; cell differentiation
Cellular component (GO): nucleus
Molecular function (GO): RNA polymerase II cis-regulatory region sequence-specific DNA binding; DNA-binding transcription factor activity, RNA polymerase II-specific
Source: RefSeq, a predicted model, not a curated record